AGUCUGUCCUGAAGCUGCCUAGUGACCAAGAACUUGGACCAGGUUUGGACGCAGCUGACAUCGCUGCCCAGAUGGCCUCCAGGCUGACCCCACUGACCCUCCUGCUGCUGCUGCUGGCUGGGGAUAGAGCCUUCUCAGAUCCCGAAGCUACCAGCCACAGCACCCAGGAUCCACUGGAGGCUCAAGCGAAAAGCAGAGAGAGCUUCCCUGAAAGAGAUGACUCCUGGAGUCCCCCAGAGCCUACAGUACUGCCCUCUACCUGGCCAACAACCAGUGUAGCCAUCACAAUAACAAAUGACACCAUGGGUAAAGUAGCCAACGAGUCCUUCAGCCAGCACAGCCAGCCAGCUGCUCAGCUACCCACAGAUUCUCCAGGACAGCCCCCUCUGAAUUCUUCCAGCCAGCCCUCCACUGCCUCAGAUCUUCCCACCCAGGCUACUACUGAACCCUUCUGCCCGGAGCCGCUUGCUCAGUGCUCUGAUUCAGACAGAGACUCCUCAGAGGCAAAGCUCUCAGAGGCUUUGACAGAUUUCUCUGUGAAGCUCUACCACGCCUUCUCAGCUACCAAGAUGGCUAAGACCAACAUGGCCUUUUCCCCAUUCAGCAUUGCCAGCCUCCUCACACAGGUUCUUCUUGGGGCUGGAGACAGCACCAAGAGCAACUUGGAGAGCAUCCUUUCCUACCCCAAGGAUUUUGCCUGUGUCCACCAAGCACUAAAGGGCUUUUCAUCCAAAGGUGUCACUUCUGUGUCUCAGAUUUUCCACAGCCCAGAUCUGGCCAUAAGGGACACCUAUGUGAAUGCAUCUCAGAGCCUGUAUGGAAGCAGCCCCAGAGUCCUGGGCCCAGACAGUGCUGCUAACUUAGAACUCAUCAACACCUGGGUGGCUGAGAACACCAACCAUAAGAUCCGCAAGCUGCUGGACAGCCUGCCUUCUGACACCUGCCUCGUCCUUCUCAAUGCUGUCUACUUGAGUGCCAAGUGGAAGAUAACAUUUGAACCAAAAAAGAUGAUGGCGCCUUUCUUCUACAAAAACUCUAUGAUUAAAGUGCCCAUGAUGAGUAGCGUAAAGUACCCUGUGGCCCAAUUCGAUGACCAUACUUUGAAGGCCAAGGUGGGACAGCUGCAGCUCUCUCACAACCUGAGCUUUGUGAUCGUGGUACCCGUGUUCCCAAAGCACCAACUUAAAGAUGUAGAAAAGGCUCUCAACCCCACUGUCUUCAAGGCCAUCAUGAAGAAGCUGGAGCUGUCCAAAUUCCUGCCCACUUACCUGACGAUGCCUCAUAUAAAAGUAAAGAGCAGCCAAGACAUGCUGUCAGUCAUGGAGAAACUGGAAUUCUUUGACUUCACUUACGAUCUCAACCUGUGCGGGCUGACCGAGGACCCAGAUCUUCAGGUGUCUGCCAUGAAACACGAGACAGUGCUGGAACUGACAGAGUCAGGGGUGGAAGCAGCUGCAGCCUCUGCCAUCUCCUUUGGCCGAAGCUUACCCAUCUUUGAGGUGCAGCGACCUUUCCUCUUCCUGCUCUGGGACCAGCAACACAGGUUCCCAGUCUUCAUGGGUCGUGUAUAUGACCCCAGGGGUUGAGACAGGCUUGGGUAAACAUUGUCACCCAAGCUUCAGCUCCUCCGGUUAUUUCCUUGCCACUGCCUGCCCGAGCCACUUCAAGCCUUAGGAACUGGCAGACGGAACUGUUUCCAUCCACCAACCCCCAGGGUAUCAACCACUUUUUUGCAGCUUUUACGGUUCAAACCUAUCAAACUCUACAAAUAAAACUUGCAGACAUUUUCUUCUCUCACUA
Mus musculus (house mouse) is the source of this 1800-nucleotide messenger RNA. It is a transcript of the gene Serping1, whose product is annotated as serine (or cysteine) peptidase inhibitor, clade G, member 1. The transcript has 8 exons. Lineage: Eukaryota; Metazoa; Chordata; Mammalia; Rodentia; Muridae. Gene Ontology annotation, cellular component: extracellular region. Bases 72 to 1586 code for a protein of 504 amino acids. Gene Ontology annotation, molecular function: serine-type endopeptidase inhibitor activity. Gene Ontology annotation, biological process: negative regulation of complement activation, lectin pathway. The record is from RefSeq and is marked validated.